CAAUCCCAGGAAGCGAACCACGCCGGGAACUGGAGUGAACUGUCGGAGCAGCAGCGGGAGGCGUGGGGCUGCAUAGUCCGUUGUGAUCCAGAGACUAACCGCAGCCAAGUGAGCCGCCUCUCAACUCUGGUGUGUAUUUAAAAGUGGAGAUUUAUUGACCUUAAUGGCGGAAUCCUGGAGGACGGAGCCCCGGCCGGGCUGCUAGUUAACAUCCGGGAACGUGAACGGUUCUUUCUUUUUUCUUUUCCAAAAUAUUUACCGGCGACGUCAGCUUCCCCCAAGGGUGUCGUCUACUCACUGGAACACCCGUGUGUCGAUGAUGAACCCGGUAACAUUCACGCAAGUUUCGAGAGGACAGCUAGGAGGAUAAUCUCUCCUGGACCAAGUGAAGACCUCCCUCCCCUCCUGGGGGAAGUGUGAAACAUGCCCUUGCCAUUUGGCCUAAAACUCAAAAGGACCAGAAGGUAUACGGUUUCAAGCAAGAGCUGUCUUGUCACUCGGAUCCAGCAGCUCAAUGGAGAGUUUGUUGAGUUUACACUUUCAGUGGAGAGCACUGGGCAGGAAUGUUUGGAGGCAGUUGCCCAGAGACUCGAGUUAAGAGAGAUAACAUACUUCAGUCUGUGGUACUUCAACAAGCAAAACCUGCAGAGAUGGAUUGACUUGGAGAAACCGCUGAAAAAGCAGCUGGACAAGUAUGGGCUGGAGCCCACUGUUUAUUUUGGAGUCGUGUUUUACAUACCGAGCGUCAUCCAGCUGCAACAGGAGAUCACAAGAUAUCAGUAUUACCUACAGCUGAAGAAGGAUGUUCUGGAGGGCAGGAUCCAAUGCUUGCUCGAACAAGCUGUACGUUUAGCAAGCCUGGCAGUGCAAGCUGACUUUGGAGACUUCAAUCGAUAUGACUCCCAGGAGUUUCUCCAGAAGUUUGUGCUAUUCCCCAUUGACUCAAUUCAGGAUGAGCGAGUGCUGGAAGAAGCCACUCAGAAAGUGGCUCUGCUUUAUCAGUCCUUCAGGGGUUUGUCUGCACCAGAGGCAGAGAUGUUGUACAUGCAGGAGGUGGAGAAAAUGGAGGGCUAUGGCCAGGAGAGCUAUCAAGCCAAGGACAGCACAGGCACAGAUGUCACCAUUGGAUCUUGCCUUGACGGCAUCUUUGUCAAGCACAAAAACGGAAGGCCGCUUCUUUUAUUCAGGUGGAAUGAAAUUAACAACAUGAGUCACAACAGGUCCUUCUUUGCUCUGGAGCUCGCCAACAGAGAGGAGAGUGUUCAGUUCCAGACUGAAGACAUGGAAACCUCCAAAUAUGUUUGCCGGAUGUGUCUGGCCAGACUCAAGUUUUAUAAGAUUAACAAGAGUAGCCUAGAGGAGUGUGACCCCCUGCCUUCUGAGGGCUCCCAGAAGUCCAUCCUCACUCUAUCUUUUCCUCGCUUUCCAAUGCUCUCUCGUCCCUCUCUGCCUUCUAAUAAGGGCCAAACCCAGCCCACAGUUGUUAACCCAGUUCGACGGAGAUCCUCGACUAGAAUCUCUCUGCCAAAGCCUCAGGCUUACAUGAUGCCACCUCCCCAAAUGCACUACAAUGGCCAUUUCACAGAGCCUUACACAUCAUCACAAGACAACCUGUACAUGAACAGUCAGAAUGGUUACUACUACCACUCUCAGACCAGCCUGGACUGCCCUCCUCUGGAAUACAGCAGUGGAGGGCGUUUACGUAACGGCAGCGUCUACAGCGCCCACAGCACCAGCUCUCUAACCAAUCCUCAACACUACCUUCAACCCUCACCCAUGUCCUCCAAUCCCUCCAUCACCAGUGAUAUCACCAGGCCAGACUACGUCCCCUCUCAUCGCCACAGCGCUCUCAUCCCGCCUUCCUACCGUGCCACCCCGGAUUACGAGACAGUGAUGCGUCAGAAGAACCGAGGAGUCGGAGGAGGGAUGGUUUUGUCUCAAGAGCAUCGGCAGAGCCACUCAAUGAGGAACCUAAACAUUGGAAACUCGUACGCCUACAGCAGACCAGACCCUCUAGUUUACAGCCAGCCAGAGAUAAGGGGGGAGCAUGGUGGAGCAGCCCAACACUACCAUUAUCCUUUCCAUCUGGGCUCCAGCUUUCACAGCCCCUCUCCAUAUCCCUACCCUACUGAGAGGAGGCCUGUAGUGGGGGCGGUCAGUGUCCCAGAGCUCACUAAUGUCCAGUUACAACAAGCCCAGGAGUAUCCAGCUCCCAACAUCAUGAGAACACAAGUGUACCGACCACCUCCCCCCUACCCAUAUGCCCACCCUCGGCCUGCAAACAGCACGCCUGACCUGUCGCGUCACCUGUAUGUCAGCAGCAGCAACCCGGACCUCAUCAUCACGAGGCGUGUGCACCACUCAGUCCAGACUUUCCAGGAGGACAGUCUGCCUGUUGCUCACUCUUUGCAGGAGGUGUCAGAGCCUCUUUUCAGCGGACCCCCACACAGACACCCGUACCAAGCUCAGAAGCGUAAUUCCAUAGAGAUCGCUGGAUUGGCUCAUAGUCUCGAGGGGAUGAGGGUCAAAGAACGGACUGUGUCUUCCUCGGCAGCUGAAGCUGCUACGCCCCCUCCAGUCUUGUGUGGUGGUCGCUCUCAGGGAUCCCAGCUCAAUGUGUUCUUAGAGCGUACAAAGACAGAGGACAGGGGCAACAUUAAGGAGGACGUGCAGUAUGGACACAAGAAGUCCCUUUCAGAUGCCACCAUGCUGGUUCACAGCAGCGGUGAAGAAGAGGAGUUUGAGGAUGACAGCGGCCGUCACACUCCACUUUCUCAGGACGCAAUCGCAGCCAUUGUUCCUGAGCAGCAGGCGCCCCAACAGCAUCACAGCCUCACAUCUCUUUCCUCUCUGCCGCUUCAGCAACAGACUCCCAUGGAGCCUCCUCCUGCGUAUCCGAUAGGCUCCUCCCUCGACCCCUCCGUAACUGGCUCCUUGACGUACAAGGUUCACCCCCUGAUCCAGGAGAGCGAGCCUCUAUACCUGCUGUCGGAAUUACGACAGCCCAGGAUCAUGCCCUCGGUUUCAGAGGGAGACCUGAGUGGUCAGGCCAAGCAGAAGACUAAAACAGACUUCAAGAAGAGGCCUGUGUCUGAUGUGCCUCCUGGGAAGAAAACCGUGGAAGGUUUACCCCCUGCGGGCAUGAAGAAAGGAGCGAGGUCAGAGGUGAAGAAGAUGGGCCCGCUGAAGGUGGCGAAGCUCAACGGCCUGUCGGUGUCCAGGCAGCCGAUGUUUGACGAGACCAAGGACGACCCAGAACGAGCCUCCAAUGACGAGAGGUGUAAAUUGCUGGAGCAGCACAUGGACAGGGGCGAGCUGUUGAAAGAAUACGAGAAAAUCCCAAAGCGUCCAGGAGGCGAAUACAGCGUCGCCCAGCUGCCUGAGAGCGGAGACAAGAACCGCUUCCAGGACGUCCUGCCUUACGACAGCAACCGAGUGGAGCUGGUUCCCACUAAAGAGAACAACACGGGGUACAUCAAUGCUUCACAUAUCAGAAUAACAGUCGCUGGACAGGAAUGGAGCUACAUCGCGUCGCAGGGUCCCAUGUCGAACACGUGUCAGGACUUCUGGCAGAUGGUGUGGGAGCAGGGCGUCUCCAUCAUCGGAAUGGUCACCGCUGAGGAGGAGAGCGGCCGAGAAAAGAGCUUCCGGUACUGGCCGCGGCUGGGCACGCGACACAACACGGUGACGUACGGCCGCUUCAAAAUCACCACCCGCUUCCGCACUGAGUCCGGCUGCUACGCCACCACGGGGCUUAAGAUCAAACACCUCCUGACGGGCCAAGAGAGGACCGUCUGGCACCUGCAGUACACUGACUGGCCCGAUCACGGCUGUCCUGAGGACUUCAAAGGUUUUCUCACAUACCUGGAGGAGAUCCAGUCUGUGAGGAGACACACCAACAGCAUCAGUGACCCAAAGAACACAAACCUACCUGUACUGGUCCACUGCAGCGCCGGAGUGGGACGCACUGGAGUGGUCAUCCUGUCUGAGAUCAUGAUCGCCUGUCUGGAGCACAACGAGCCCCUGAACGUCCCCGAGAUCUUGUGGAAGCUGCGCACUCAGAGGAUGAUGAUGGUUCAGACUCUGUCUCAGUACAACUUCAUCUACAAGGUCCUCAUCCAGUACCUCCGCAACUCUCGGCUGAUCUGAGCGCAGGCGUCUGUCCGGUCCCCGUCGACGUGCGCCGUCAUCGAGAGGCGAUUUCAGGGUGGAAGUUGUUUUCCAGGUUUAUGCCAAACUGCACAGUGAUGAUGAUGUAGCUGUAGAAACCUGCUUCAGUGUAGCAGCCGUGUGUGGUGGAGCCUGACUUGGCCAAGUAUUAAACUGGCUGAAGUAUUGAUGUGUAGUUACACAACAUAAAAGACGCGAUGCCACAUGAAGGAGCAUGAAGGAAGAAAACCUGCCUCUAAACAGUGUUAUUUUAUUUUUUACAAACAUUAUCGCUUAAUAAAGCCCGAGCACUUUUGUAGUACGUCGCUGUACAUAUUGAACCAAUGUUAAGCUGCAUUAAAAAAAUGAUCUUUAUUAUAGAUGUGUACUGAAAACAGUUGAUUGAAUUUUGUCUGAGGACACUUUUUAAAUGUUUUGGUUUGCUGUUACUAUUGAUUGUGAUUAUGAAGGACUUUUCCUUAUUGAUGAAGUGAACACUUUCUGCUUAGGGUUUGAUUUCCGACAGUUCAAAGAUGCAGUUACACAUCGAGGCGUCUGCACCCGAAACGGUCGAGUGCAUUUUUUUCCCUCGUCUGUGUGAAACAUCUGUUCCCCCGUUACAAACCACCUGCGGAAAUAAAGACAGGUAUGUUGGCAAGUAGAGACGCGUCGCACAGCUGCAGCAGAUUUGUGUUUUCGGGCUGAGACUAAAACUGGAAAAGUAAUUUUAUACUUCACUUUGACUGUUUCAUGAUGGAGCGUUUUUAAAAAGUCCACUCGUAGUUCUGUAUUUGAAGGAUGAAGUGCCUGAAUAUCUGCUGAGCUGAACAUGCUGUAUAUUUUUGCAUAAUAUGAAGGAAAUGUAGACACUUUUCCCCUCAGUGUCAUUUAUUGCUCGUUUUGCAUUGUAGUGAUUCCAUUUGAGAAACGUGUCUGCAAAUGAUCGUAUUCAUGAAUUCAAUUUAGAUCCCAGAGUCCAGAUGAGCUCUUAUUUUGAAGUGCUUUAAAAACCAACAGCGGUAUCUUAACAGUUGGAUUCACUGUGCCUGGUUUUCCUGCUGCCUCAGUAUUCCUGUGUUUUCUUGUUUUCAAUCCAGUGACAAAUGUCUCUUGGAGUAUUUAACACUAACACACAGUGUCGCUCAACUGGACACAGUCUAUUUCCUGCAGCUGCUCUGAGAAGCAUUUAGAAAUCAAGUGAAUCUGUACAGGAACUAUGUAAAGUUUACACUAAGUGAAAUCAUGUUGAUUAUAUCGGUUUGAUAUUAUUCGCAGAUUUACAAUCAGCUAAAUUUAUAUUGUGGCCAAAGUGAAGAGAUUUUCGCUCAUUUUUCUUACCCUGAUAUUUUUGUUGACAAAGAUACACAGGCAGUGAUGUUUCCAGAUCCAUAUAUUGGGUUUUUUUAAUUGCUUGAGAUUUUUUUUGUUUGUGGUUUUCAGAAACUGCUUGAGUCUUAGUUUGGAAAUUGAAAAAGAAAGAUCUCUGUGGCCAAGGUGUAACUGUACAGGUCUGUUGUUCAUAAUGUAAAAUUCUGCUUUAAUGAAUAUUGGUUAUUGUACAAACUCUGUAUAAACUGUAUCUAUUGAAGAACAAUUGGAAAAAAACAAAGUGUAGAAAAUCUUUACAGCCAAGAAUAAAUAUUUGGAAAAAUCCGUCUGUUGCUCAGUUUGUGAGUCUGUUGUGCCACCAUGUGGCAGGAAUGAGCCACUGUCAGGUCAUUACAAACAUCAGAGGAAGGUUGCAUCAUUGGUCUUUAUUUUUUCUUUACAAAUCCAGUAACAAAAAAAAGUCGUGUGUAGAGCUGAUAAGGAUUCUUUGAGGUAAGAAUUGAUAUUUAGUUGAUCCUUAACAGAGGAGACACUUCAAGAUGUCACAGUGGAACUACAGCAGGAGUCAGAUGCUGAAACUCCUGUUCUAGUCCAAUCUUUCACAUUUUCCUCGACUUACAUCUACAUUUGCCUUCAAUGUCUUUUUCUUUCAAAAAUAAUUCUUUACGAAAAAAAAAAUCGAAGUGCUUUCCAACAUCAGGGAUUUCAGAUAUGAUCAUCGUCAGUUAAAAACACUUGUUCAUGAUAAAGAUUCAUCGUUUUCUUUCAAUAUCAAAUUUAAACACUGAUUUAAGUGAAAAAAGGAGCAUUUGACUUCAUCAGUCGAGGAAGAUUUGUCUCCGAAUGAUGACAAGUCACUUUCGUUUUUAGAAACGCUCCUCGUCCAUAAAAACUCAGAAAGCAGGAUUCAGUUCAUAUGAAUAAAUCAUCUCAUAAAAAAAAAAAACA
Molecule: messenger RNA, 6426 nt
Organism: Paralichthys olivaceus (Japanese flounder)
Lineage: Eukaryota; Metazoa; Chordata; Actinopteri; Pleuronectiformes; Paralichthyidae
Gene: ptpn21
Product: protein tyrosine phosphatase non-receptor type 21
Biological process (GO): protein dephosphorylation
Cellular component (GO): cytoskeleton
Molecular function (GO): protein tyrosine phosphatase activity
Source: RefSeq, a predicted model, not a curated record